Molecule: messenger RNA, 3000 nt
Organism: Dibothriocephalus latus
Lineage: Eukaryota; Metazoa; Platyhelminthes; Cestoda; Diphyllobothriidea; Diphyllobothriidae
Source: the annotation of a GenBank genome assembly
AUGAUUCAGUCACUUCAACUCCUACCUCUUUUGGACAAUCCACCGGAAAGUAACCGUUUGCGGAACUUCGUCGGCCGUCUGUUUCUCUUUGACGCGACCUCUGUCUUCUCGGUUAACCUGAUGGCACGGGUCGAGGAGGUAUUUAACGCUCUCUCCACAAGCAACCGAAAAGACCGCAAGAUUCGUUUGUCGCAGGCUAUUAAUGUCCUGAAAGAUCCUGUAAUCCGCAGAUAUUUGGAUAGUCGCAGUGAGCAGAAAUGGCUACACGCUGAAGCCGCAAUCUUUACUUGGCGGUCAGUCUACGAGGUCACUGUCUAUAUCCUAAGAGAGGAGCUCGCGCGGACGAAAGGUCGCAGCAGCAAAGAUGUGGCGGCACCCAACAUUUCUGGCUCAUCCGAACUGGCUGACUGUUGUCGACUACUAACUCUAUUCGCAUCUUUUGGUCUGAGAAGUAAUCCACCUUUACAGGCCGAGGGGCUGGUGUCUCAAAUAACCGAUCUACUUUCUGAUGCGAGAUUUUUUUCGAUGAAGCCUUCUCUUGUGAGCUGUCUUUCAGUCGCGGUCAUGAGCACUUCCGGUCUGGACAUUUUCGAUGCGGCCACCUGUCUGCUGUUUCUCCAUUCGGCUUCCCUUUCUACCCUCGCCCUCCCAAGAUGCUGUAGUGAUCUCUUUGACCAACAGGCACUUGGUUGGCUCCUGCGCCUUCUUCGAUGGUCCUUGGCAACAGCCUUCACUUCUCAGUCCUCGCAGAAUGCUCUUAUUAACAUUUUCUUUAACCACUACUCGAGCCUCCUCAAAUUAUGGCCCAAGUUUCGCGACGUUACCUCACAGAGGUCAGCUUACGUUUCCUCAGCUGACCCCUCUCUCUUCUCCUCCGACGACUUCGUCAUUUGUGUGAAUGAAUUUCUUGGCGAUGCAUUUGCGCUCGACGAGCUGUUUGCCUCUUCGCCAGUGGCCAAAAGAAUUUUCCCUCAGAAGUCCAACUUUAGACCAACGCUUAACGCGCAUGCUCUAACGGAUCUCUUUAUGUCGAAUAAGCCUCUGCUGCUGUAUGACGCGUCUUUUAGGCAAGACAGCCCUGACACUCUCGCGGACCCUUGCUUUAUUCACUCCGAUGCCUGUUUCUUGGUGGAUGAGCCUCCGACACUUCUUCCCCUUCCUACAUCCACACCCACGAAGAAGGACCGUCUCCACGUCAAUGCCAUCGAAACCAGCCGGGAGUUGCUCUGCCUUUGUCGUUGGAUUUUGAACAUCUGCCUCCUUCGGUUUUCCCGCUCUGGUGUCUCCCCCUCCAACGAGAAUGAUGAUGUCACCAUGAAACAGAGCUGCACCUUUGUCUCCACGGUGGUGCAAUUCUACGCGCUGGAAUGCCGUCGUUUUGCGGAGCGAGUUAGCUUUUUGGCCGAGGAAUCUGUUCAGGCGCAGGUUCUCUCUAUGUGGGAUUUCUUCGGAACCUGUGCCGCUGCUCUGUGUGUCGCCAGGAGUCCGUCUGUUGUAAAGUUGACUGGGACUCGAGACCUUUUGGAGCCCUUGAAGGGUGGUUCCGAACCGUCUUUGACUACAAGCAGAUCGCAGGUGGAUCAUAAGUCCCUCCUCUUUACACAUGAUUCGUCACCAUACAUUGUUGCCGCCAGUAUGAUACCCAGGGAUGAAAAAACGGGUUGGCUGUGGUGGCCGGUUUUUGACUGGAUCUGCCGACUGAAUUGGCAAUGUGCGUGCGCUUGUGGUUCAGCUGCCCCUCUCGACCUCUCAGUCAUGCUACAUUCGGCCGCAGUCGUAGUGAAGUCUGUCCGCCAUCCACUCGCCAUCGAUUGCGCCAUUUCGGCUCUCAUCUCGGCGGUUUCCGCGGCAACCGCAUGUGUGCAGCGUUUUGGCUCUUCCACCUUCUCUGGCGACUCGGCCUCAAAUGUUGAAGCACUGUGGACUAAAGCCAUCGAAUGGCUGGAGCAGCUGGCGCGUGGCCACCCCAUGCCCGCCGCAAGCGACUUCUCUAGCUCUGUAGGCACCGCUAGACGCGCUCUCCUUCAGGAUCGUCUUCUGUGCCAUCUCUUGUCCUGUCUUGUUGAACUCGACUCCGUACUUGCGGAUACAGCCAGAGCUACGGCUACCCUGCUGCCACAUGUUUCCGCACCUAAUUGGGACACUUAUGCCUGCUGUCCACCCCUGGCUUUCCUUCUUGACAGCCUCACGCAUUGCACGGCAGUAGCAUCAGCCACAUACCUCCUGGUGCAGGCCGCUCUUUGUUGGAGUCUGCCAGUUCUCUUUCCGGAUCAUUUUAUGCACCUGUCCAAUCAUGCCUUCCCGGUCACAUAUCCGAAGAAGAAGACACCUUAUCCCCUCUUUGGACAGCGACACAUGCACUCCAUAACGCAAAGUAUCCGCGGGCGACUACAUAGCGCUCAACCAAUCGGGCAGGGCCAGCAAGUCCUACUUGCACGUACUCUGAAGCUCCAUCUCGAGGCUCUCCUCGGUUAUCUUUCAGACGACAAUGACAAGGAAGUCGGCGCUCUGCUAGCUAGCUUAGUCGAAGAUGGGACCUGCGAGACAACAACAACCGGCGGAGACAGAACGCAGAUCUUUGUUGACCUAUUCGACUGUGAGGAUUUGGAAAACUGUCUAUCAGGUUCACAGGGGAGGGCAGCGCCAACCAUUCAACUAGACGAGCUGGAGGAUGACACUUCUGCUGAUGCGGUCGAUCCCACCGAUUGUGAACCCUGUGUCUUCACGCACCUCCUUUUCUCGCCCUGUGAAGAGCUCCUCAAUGCUUGUGGUGCAGUUCUUAAAGUACUAGUGGAAACAAGGGUUCCCUGGCGACGACAAGAAGAUGUUGUCUGGUUACUCAGUCUGCUGUGCGCUUUUUGCAAUGCCACUGAACUCGCCGCCGCUUCUUCGGCGGCCCCCUUGCAGCCCUGCCAUGGGCCGCCCUUGUUGGGGCUCUUUUGCGUCCUCCUUGACUCUCUGCGAGAGGCCCUCAAGUCGCAACUGCUGCUCAAACGCUGG